AUGAUAGUGUUUCUAUAUGGUUACAUAAUUUCAUCAUUACAUUUUCUCUGUGUUUUUUUGUUUCAUUUUAUUUUAAUUUUUAGUAACAUAAAUGAAAUGGAGCUAGAGAAUGACACACAAAUUUCUCAAUUUCUUCUUCUGGGAAUUUCAGAAGACCCAAGGUUGCAGCCUGUCCUCUUUGGACUGUUCCUUGCCAUGUACCUGGUCACUGUGCUUGGGAACCUACUCAUCAUCCUGAUCACGAUCUCAGAAUCUCAUCUACACACGCCCAUGUACUUCUUCCUCUCCAACUUGUCAUUUGUGGACAUCUGUUUCACCUCCACCACUGUACCAAAGAUGCUAGUGAACCUCCAGUCACAUUAUAAGUUCAUAAUGUACAAAGACUGCAUCACUCAAAUGCUUUCCUUCAUAUUCUUUUCAGGUCUGGACAUCUUUCUGCUAACCAUAAUGGCUUAUGACCGAUAUGUGGCCAUUUGUCACCCCUUGCAUUACACAGUCAUCAUGAAUCCUAGACUCUGUGUGUUGAUGGUUGUGGUGUCCUGGAUAGUAAAUGUCCUGCAUGUCUCAUCACAAGGCUUCAUGGUGCUGCAGUUAUCCUUCUGCACAGAAUUGAAAAUUCAUCACUUUUUCUGUGAGCUGAAUCAGGUGUUACAACUCACCUGUUUAGACAACUUUGUUACUGUCCUUGUCAUGUAUCUUUUACCUGUGUUGUUGGCAGCUGGAUCCCUCAUUGCCAUCCUCUGGUCUUACUACGAAAUACUUUCCUGCAUACGUGCCAUCUCAUCAGCUCAAGGGAAAUACAAAGCAUUUUCCCCGUGUGCAUCUCACCUCUCGGUUGUCUCUUUAUUUUAUUGCACAGGAAUAGGUCUAUAUCUGAGCUCUGUUGUAACAGAAAAUUCGCAGUCCACUGCCAGAGCCUCAGUUUUGUACAGUGUUGUCACUCCUAUGUUGAACCCAUUCAUCUAUUGUCUGAGGAACAAAGACAUAAAAAGUGCUGUGAAAAAGUUUUUGAGGUAGAAACAAAAUCACACCUGUUGAGCCUCAAAAAAAAAAAAAACACCCAUGACUGCAGGAUUCAGACCCUCAGGUCAUAUCUGAGAUACAUUGCUCUGAUUGUAGAAGUAGAAUAUGCUCCUUCCACUGUGCUCUUGGAAGCUCUCUGAAUAUGGCUUCACUAUUCAAUUUAAAGUCUUAUUUAUUCUUAUUUUUCAUUAUCCCUGAAAUAUCCAACCUUCUCCAUUAUCUCAUUUUCUAUAUUUUUCUAAAAAAUACUUAAAAUUUUCAAUUAUCUGAUACCACAUGUUUAAGUAUAAUUUAUUUCAAAUGACAUAUAUAACAAGUAUACUUUUACUUGUUUAAAAUAGUAGUAAAUUUUAUUACUGUUAAGAAAAACCAUACUUGGCACACAAAGCUCCAUAUAUAAAUUUAUGGUGAAGGAAAAUCACAAACUAUGGUUUUUCAAUAUGUAUUCUUCAUCUCAUAGUGUAUGAUUAGGUAAUUGCCCUUUCUUGUGAUAUAAUAUUAGUACAUUAUGGCUGGAAGUUAUAUUUUAUUCUUAUACUUAAAAUCAUGUUUCUAUUUCAGUUCAUUGUCCUGUAUAUAACAUAGUCUUAUCCAAUCCAGUGUUUGAAAUCUUAGCUAUAACAAUGAGAUAAGAUAUAAUAGGGGUAAAAAAGGGGAAAUGAAGAAGUCACACUCUUCCUCUUUGCAGAUGACAUGUUUCUAUACUUAAUAGAACCCAAGACACUAUAGGAAAACUUAUUUUAUAUUUAAUAUAUAUGUCUAGUAAAGGGACAGGAAAAAAAAUCAAAGUAAAAUUCAGUAGCUUCUAUAUAUACCAAUAAAGAACUUGGGUGAGCAACAAAUUGGGGGAAAAUAUCACAUUCAUGAUAUGUACAAAAAUAAAACACCUAGUAAUAAUCAUAACCAAAGGAGAGAAAGACCUCUAGAACAAAAACUUUAAGACAUGGAUAAAAAAAAAUAGAGAUGACAGUGAGACCUCCCAUGAUCUAGGAUUGGCAGAAUUAAUAUAGUGAAUAUUGCCAAAAUCUAACACAAUUCCCAUCAAAAUUCCAGUACCAUACUUCACAGAGAUAGAAAAUAUUCAAAUCCAUGUGGAAACACAAAGAGUCACAUAGACAAAGCUAUUCUAAACAGAAUGAACACUGAUAAAUGUAUCCCAAUAGAAACGUCAACCUACACUAUAAAGCCAUAGUGAAAAAGAUAGCAUUGUACUGCCAUAAAAUAUACAUGUAGACCAAUGAAACAGUGUAGUGGUUUAAAUGAGAAUGUGCUCAUAGGCUCUGACAUUUGAACAUUUCAUUACCAUUUGGUGAUGCUGUUUGAGGAGGCUUAGGAGGUAUAGCCUUGCUGGAGGAAGCUUCAUUCAUUGGGGGUAAGCUCCCAGGUUUAAAAGUCUUGCCAUUCCUAAUUAUUUCUCUCUGUUUCCUGUCUCUCUGUUUCCUACUCUGUUCUGUUUCUGGUGCAAUGCCUGCCACUUGCUCCCUUCAUGGCCUCUUAAACAAUCUGGGACGAUAAGGCAAAUAAAACCUUUCUUUUACAUUGUCUUGGCCAUGCAGUUUAUUAUUAGCAAUAGAAAAGUAACUAAUAUAAGCAGAAUAGAGGGCUGAGAAAUGAACCCACAUGGAUAUGGCAAGAACAUUUGAAUCAUGAACUGGUAAUAGUGAUUGAAUACUGUCACAAUUACUGUGGGUUCCCAUGUGUAACUGUGUAUGUUGUUCAGCAAAUAUCACUCUUUUAUACUUACAAACAGCCUCUGGAUUUUAUGGUCUUUAUGGCCCCUCUUCCCUGAAGAUCUCUGGGACAUUGGAGGGGGGCAUAUAAUGUAGAUGACACAUUUAGAGCUGAACAUUCUUCAGCCUCUUUAUCUCUGUACCCUGACCAGUUGAAGAUCUUUGAUUCAUUGCCAUCUACUGCAAAAAUCUAAGCUUCUCUAAUGAGGGUUGAGGGAUGCUCUAGUAUAUGGGUUAAGUGAGAAGUUCUUUCUUCCCAAAAUCAUCCCUACAGAAUCCCAGCAUGGAGGUGAGGGUGUACAUGAAGUCUAACCCCUAGCUAAGGAGGUAUUAGGAAGGAGAUGGAGAGUCAUAUUUCUUUAAUGGUGUUACUCUGAGAUGG
Molecule: messenger RNA, 3135 nt
Organism: Peromyscus californicus insignis
Lineage: Eukaryota; Metazoa; Chordata; Mammalia; Rodentia; Cricetidae
Product: olfactory receptor 7A17-like
Exons: 1
Coding region: 1-1017 (338 amino acids)
Biological process (GO): G protein-coupled receptor signaling pathway
Cellular component (GO): membrane
Molecular function (GO): G protein-coupled receptor activity; olfactory receptor activity
Source: RefSeq, a predicted model, not a curated record